CAAAAAUGUGUUGACCUAAAAUCUCAAUAGACAAUACCGCAUGCAUAUACAUUGUACAAAAAGCACUUUCAUUUUGUUUUCUUAGAAUAAUAAGUACAAUUCCUAUUCUUGUGUUAUCAGUUGGAUACAUUAAUUACCAGUCAUAUUUUAACAACUGUUUUUAAAAGUGCGACAGCAAAAGAAUGGGUGACGCAUUCGAAAUAGCAUUUUCGUUUGAUACAACUGGAUCUAUGUACAGUUGCCUUGAAGAAGUCCGGAAACGUUUAAGAGAAAUGGUACAAGAUCUGAAACGAACGAUUCCUGGUAUCAAAAUUGCUAUUUUUGCCCAUGGCGAUUAUUGUGAUGCUGGGAGUACCUACGUCACAAAGUAUGUUAACUUCACAAAUGAUCCGAACACCCUUUGUAAUUUUGUAAGCAAUGUCGGAGGAACAGGGGGCGGAGAUACUCCAGAAUGCUAUGAAUUAGUUUUAAGAGAGGUGCAGGAAAAUCUUGCGUGGAGUACAAACUCUCAAAAAUCUUUAGUAAUGAUAGGUGACGCCCCUCCACAUGAAAAGUCAGAGAGCCAAAACUAUCGCCGCCUGGACUGGAAGGAAGAAAUAGAGCGUCUGAGGAAAAUGGACAUUAAAGUGUAUGCUGUUCAGGUAACUAUUAUCACAGGGGACGAAAAAAUUUUACCAUUGCCUAGUUCGUCUAUUACCAUAUCACCUGCUAGUUCAUCUACACCAAAAGCGAUUGAAACACCGAGACCAUGCGAAGAAUUUGUUGCGACAGAAUCUGAUGGAGAAUACGAUGAUGACGACGAUGAUAGCGAUGAUGAAAACGGUUUGUAA
Messenger RNA from Ruditapes philippinarum (Manila clam), 830 nucleotides. RefSeq lists its product as uncharacterized. The record is from RefSeq and is a predicted model, not a curated record. NCBI's taxonomy places the organism in Eukaryota, Metazoa, Mollusca, Bivalvia, Venerida, Veneridae. Bases 183 to 830 code for a protein of 215 amino acids. The transcript has 4 exons.